GGGGGGUCCCAAGAACAUAGGUUCCGGUGUUCCGUAGCCAUUUUGGCUCAAGCCCUUUUGGCUCAAGCCAAUUUGGCUCAAACCACUGCAGGCGGGACAGAUAUCUGAUUCUGACAGAUCUUCCCCUCGAAGUUUUCGCCAGGCGCCAUGAAGUCAUUUGGAGGCGAUGCCGAUUCGCAAGGGAUUCAAAAGCAAGCAUCUGUGCUUUGCAACGAUGAGGGCGUGAAUGUGUAUUUGGGGAGCUUCUGGGGGCCAGGAUACGAUGGUUCAUCAACCUACUACUGUGGGAGGCAUCUCGGUAUAGCCGCCAUUCCAGGCUCGGAUGGACAGUGCGGCCCGAGAGCUGGACCGCAGUGCCCUUCUUGCACACGUUUGCAGACGGCGCUUACGCGCAAAAAGCGUCUCGUUGUCUUCGCCAAGAUGGUCGCGGGUUUUGUCCGUUUCUUCUUCGAGGACGUGUGCAGCGGAGGGUGCCAGUUGAUCUACCUCUGUAAAUUAUGGAAGACUCUUACUUGGGGUGCCAGGGCCUUCACAAUACUUUCGGUGGCAGCGGGCGUCAUGACGUCGCUGAUGGGGCCUCUACGUGAAUGGUGUAGCCUUCGCGAAAUCAACGCAUCCUUGGGGGACGAGCAGCCGCUAGAGUCGAAUCAUCCGUCGAACGACCUUCGCCAGCCAGGUCAACGGAGGAGCGGGCGUCGCGGUGCCAAAGUGGACUCAAAAGCUCUCCAUAAGUACCGCCCGAAGGUUGCAGUAGUGUUCGACCACUCCGUCGCUGACAUUGUGGACGGGAUUGGCAGCAGUAAGAACAUCAGGACCGCUUUGGUGGUAGGGGCUAUUGUUUUUUGGGUGACAAUGGCGGCUUUGCCCUUCCUCAUGCCUGUCCAUUGCGGGACUUCCCCUAGGGUGAAGCACUAUGCUGUCUUUUUCGGGUUGACGGCGCUCCUCAUGCUGUUGGAGACAUGGAUCAUUAUGCAUUCGAGGCUGGGCUACCUGAUGUUCAAGCACUUGCGCGUGAAGCUUUUAUUUGGCUACGUGCUUGCGUUUCUCGGUCGCUUCGACACUUUCUCCGACUGCCUGUUCGCGGGGAUGAUCGUGUCCUGCUCCGACAUCACCUGGUUUUCGAUCCACGAGCACUACUUCUACUUCCCCUUCGGGUUAACCUUGGCGAAAAUCGUGUUGGGCGUCCUGGUCAUCUGAGUAUUCUGUCUGCAAGCGGUGCCCGGGGUGCUCUUGCUGGCUUGUCGGCCAGACCAGCUGGCCACGAGUUGCAAGCUCAACGAGUACAAUGUGGUCCUAGCGGUCAUGGAUUCAGAGAGCCACGAGGACGGCUACAUUGCCAGUGCGGAGCACGGUAACUUAGAAGAGGUGGCGCAUGUGAUGUCCAAGUUUGUCAAGAAGAACGAAGAUGACCUCGAUGACCUCGAGGGCGAUGAUCUCGAUGACCUCGAGGACGGGAGUUCAGCGUGAGAGCACGCCUCAUUUUUUCAUGUGCCAAGGCUGCGUGAAGCAUUGUAAGAGCCAGCGUGCUGCUGUAGGAACAGCCUGCCAGAGCACGCCUCUCCAGAGCCAGCAUGGCUCUGUAGGAACAGCCUGCCUGCCGCGCCGCGAUGAAAAACACUCCGAUGCGCUUCGCACUACCAGCAGCGCCGCAUCCUUGUAGAAUGAGCCCUGUCGGCAACCGAGGGCAAUCCUACGUGCAUGCCGUAUGUACGUUACACGUUUCUUGCGUUGGAGUCUUGUGCCAGGGGUUUCAGGGUCGCACGUUAGUUCUUUAGGCUCUGGAUGGGGUGGAGGGCAGGCACUGUUUGCGUAGCGCCCACCAGUCUCAGCAUCACUGCGGCAAGAAUAGGGCUGGCCGCUACUGGGCAAAGGCGCAUCUGGCUCUCUGUCCAGCGUUUUGAUUACUGCGUGGCCCCCUGGCUUGCGUUUUGACUGCUGCGACCACGGAGUGCUUAAGAGUAUGCGCAAGGCCCUCCUCCGAGAGGGCCUGCGGCCAUCGUUCAAUCUGUGGCCGGUCAAAGGAUGCUGGCUUGGGUAGUCAAAAGGAGGCGUCGCGAGUCCCGUUCGCUUCACACUUCGCAGUCCCCCAAGGAUGGCCGGACACACUUGAUGAUUUUUUCAGUGGCCUUGCAGGGCAGUUUCACCGCACCGCUGUGGCAUGCCGGCAGGGCAGUUGCAGGGCAGUUGCACCAUUCACGACGAUGGCAGUUGCAGGGCUGUUGCCCCAUUCAAUGUCGUUCCAUCUUCUGUCGCGCCUCCGACGUGCUGCCAGGUCGUCCGAAUGGUCGUCAAGCUUGGCGCGUUGCCGCUUGUUUUAAUCGAUGGCAAGCGUGUGCGCGCCUUUUUUCCGUGACACCGCGAUCAGCAGUUUGCCGAUAGUGAAUAGAGGAGUCGAGGGUGAGCAGGAGGGAUGGUGGCAGAAGAAGCCGGAGCAGUCGGUCGGUGGAGUAGGCAGGGGACGGCCAGCCAGCGGGGGCGCUGUGUUGCGUGCCAGAUUUUGUUGCCAGCGCUUCACGCGCGAGUCAGGCGUAGCGUGCUGCCGCUUGUUUGAAUCGAUGUCAAGCGUGUGCGCGCCUCGACUCCGUGGAACCGCGUUCGGCCGUCUCCGUUGCAGACGGUGGACGGAGCAGGUCAGGGUGAGCAGGAGGGAUGCUUCGGAAAGGAAUCUUACAUGUAAGAAUUCAGACACCGAAAUUCAAGACUGAAUGGUCCUCUGGUACUUCUUCAGGUGAGCUUCACAAGCUUGCGAUAUCAACCAA
Messenger RNA from Prorocentrum cordatum, 2759 nucleotides. The record is from the annotation of a GenBank genome assembly. NCBI's taxonomy places the organism in Eukaryota, Dinophyceae, Prorocentrales, Prorocentraceae.